This is a messenger RNA of Penicillium argentinense, 867 nucleotides long. RefSeq lists its product as uncharacterized. The transcript has a single exon. NCBI's taxonomy places the organism in Eukaryota, Fungi, Ascomycota, Eurotiomycetes, Eurotiales, Aspergillaceae. Bases 1 to 867 code for a protein of 288 amino acids. The record is from RefSeq and is a predicted model, not a curated record.
AUGGCGCUCAUCUCAAAUUCCACCGGGGGAAACCCCCAUCAAACAAGCUGGCGGAUUCGAAAAUUGCCGGAAUGGCACCUCGUCUGCAACGAUAUACUUGCUCGAUUCUUCAAGGAUCAGUCUAGACACACCGGAGGCUGGCCGUGGGGGUUUGUUAUCUAUCGCACAAGCUUCACGGCCACUUCUGAUCAGGACUGGGAUGCCGCAAUCAAGAAGCUUGAUAGAUACAGCUAUUCUAGCAUAGCCAGCUCUGAAGCCCUGGAAGAUUUCCGACCUCAGUUUGAUAUCCCUAAGUUUGUUCGCGAGGGCUAUCGAAAUUUGAUUGUUCAAGAUCCAGAUUUAGAAGGCGCGUCAGUAGCUACCAUUCGCAAGCGACAUAAACAGUGGGUCGAAGCGCGGGGGUACGAUUUUAACCUUGGAACCCCUCGAUUUGACUACUGCAUUAUUCUGGGUGACCGCGCCAUCCGGUCUAUUUUGGCAAGCUCAGAGCCGCCGCCAGAGCGGGGCAGCAAGUCUGGCCUGGUCGGAUAUGUCACCAUAAUCGACUGUGAUUUUGAUGCGAAUGAUCCAGAAAACGACUGUUCUGAGCACUAUGAUGGAUCGGUUAGGCUUCUUCUGCAAGAUAUCUUAUGCUUUUCUCUGCACUGUGAUGGCCUCGAUUCUGGAGAGCAACAAUGGGGAGAGUGGGGGUUGGCACGUCCUGGGAACGUCAUGUAUACAGACGGACAUUGUUCCACGGUCGAGAAGCAAGACGUCUUUCUUUGUCCUUCUGGCUACGAUUGUUACUGGCGUGGCUGCUACCCUCAAUUUGCGACAACAAAAACCGUCACAGAGUCUGAAUACAAGGAGCGCCAGACACUACCGUGA